GAUCUGCCCUGGUGGAGGAUGUGACUUCCUGUCUGUAGCCCAUGUGACUGAUGACAUCAUUGAGUUUAUCCCUCCUCAUAAGAUAACAGAAACACACGUCAUAAUAAACAUCUAUGGAUUCUGUGAUUAUGGCCUCAUCAAGGAUAAGGAUGCUCCUGUCUUCCCUAUCAAAGCCCAGGUGUUGUUGUUCUACCAUCCAUCAGAUGACCCUGAACUGGAACCUGUACUGCAUGUGUUGUUGCUGCCGCGGAACGUUGUCCUAAUGAAGGUGCAAGAGGAGAGGGCGAGGAGGAAUGGCAUGAGAGAAACCUUCAUUGAAACAACCUCUGACUGUGAACUGACCCCUGAUCAGAUGUACAGCCUCUCCACUGAUGGGUAUCAUAAGGUGACACCUAAGAACAAAAAGUUUGAUAAUGAUAAAGACUACGAAAACUACACCACAACGUUUGCGGUAUUCUUACCUGCCAAAGUUAAAAAAGCUGAACUGACAUUGAAGAAGAAGAAGAAUAUAGCCUGGUCCAUAUUAGACCUACUGUCCAGUCUAUUUGUGAAUCAUGAAUAUCCGUGGAAGGGUUUCUACAGAUACCAAGCCCCUCUCCCUGCAGCCACUCCUGCCAAACCCCCUACUUUCCCAGGACGAGACUUCAUUCCAAAACACAGGAUUGCUCUAGAAACUCGCCUGGGACUCUUACAGCCCAUAUUCCUGCGUCUCCAGAAUCGUGGGGUUCUGAUUGACGAGGAGAGGGAGGAGGUGGACAGCAAAUCCACCAAGACCCUACAGAACCAAGCCCUGCUGGACAUGGUGGUGAGGAAGGGGAUGAAGCCCAGGAACAGUUCUACCAGGUCCUGA
Molecule: messenger RNA, 850 nt
Organism: Oncorhynchus tshawytscha (Chinook salmon)
Lineage: Eukaryota; Metazoa; Chordata; Actinopteri; Salmoniformes; Salmonidae
Product: caspase recruitment domain-containing protein 8
Exons: 5
Coding region: 263-850 (195 amino acids)
Biological process (GO): regulation of apoptotic process
Source: RefSeq, a predicted model, not a curated record